Molecule: messenger RNA, 525 nt
Organism: Letharia columbiana
Lineage: Eukaryota; Fungi; Ascomycota; Lecanoromycetes; Lecanorales; Parmeliaceae
Exons: 2
Coding region: 1-525 (174 amino acids)
Source: RefSeq, a predicted model, not a curated record
AUGGCCACCACUGCAGUGACCACGCGAGCAUACCCAAAGCGCAAGAGAGCUGAAAUCUCAUACCACGAGAGCAGCUCCGAUGAGGUAGAAGUAGACGACGAGUACGGUGCCUCAGAUGGGAAACUCACGGCGAGGUCAAGAAAGAAGCUCAAAGCUAGCCAUACCGCUGUCUCCACCAAGACCCUCCCCAAACGCAACAUCUUCCCAUUCACAUCGCUCCCAGCAGAGCUCAAGAAUCAAAUCUACGCUCUAUCCCUCAUAGAUCCAGACGGAAUUUUUCUUAUCUCAAAGACCAAACAAUAUCGCCGCACCAUCCAACGCUCAGUCCCCUACACCGUCAACUCAAGCGGCAAACGGCUAUUACCGCAGAAGUCGCGCCUACCGAUACCAGCCACAAUCACUUCCAUUGAACACCUCCCCAGCUGCCACCAUACCCGUCCUCACGCCCAAUGUUCUCCUUCUCAACCGCACAAUCUAUGCCGAAACCCAACCCAUCCUCUACGCCGGCAACACCUUCGCUGUUGA